UCUAGAUAAGAAGCUAAUAAACGAAAAUAAAAAAAAUCUGUUUUUCCUGUGCACAAGUUAUAUCAUUAAUAAUGUGCAAGGGAAGUGUUUCGUUAGUUUGUUUUGUUUUUGUGUUAAUUGUGCAAAUACAUAAUGCCGAAUUUCGUGCAUACGAAGAGAUUGCAGUUGUUGAACCAGAAAUUGCAGCUGCAAUCACAGCAAAUCACGAUAAGCGUAAAAAUGCACGUUCGAUGAUUUGCUAUUGCGAUGGCAGUUGCCCGAACAAUGUAAGCAACGGUACCUGCGAGACACGACCAGGUGGCAGUUGUUUCAGCGCCGUCGAAGAGGUUUACGAUGAGACAACAGGCACAUAUGAGGAGGAGCGCACAUUUGGCUGUAUGCCCCCCGAGGAUAAUGGCGGAUUGUUAAUGUGCAAAGUGUCAGUUAUGCCUUAUUUACAUGGGAAAAAUAUUGCCUGCUGUGAUGAGAAGGAUUUAUGCAAUCGAGAGCUGCAGCCAGACUUUAUGCCGAAGCUGACGACACCGCCACCCGAACUGCCCGUUAGCCGGGAAUCCAUUCAUAUAGUGACACUCCUGGCCAUCAUUGUGCUCCUCUUCGUGUUUAUUGUGUUUGUCGUUGCAUUAUGCGGUUUUCUCAAACGUCGCAAUAAACUGCAAAAGCAACCACGUUUGAUCAACUCCAUGUGCAAUUCUCAGAUAUCGCAGUUAGUCGAACAGAGCUCGGGCUCUGGAUCUGGUCUUCCGCUACUGGUGCAACGCACAAUUGCCAAGCAGAUACAAAUGGUGCGCCUCGUGGGCAAGGGACGCUACGGCGAGGUGUGGCUGGCCAAAUGGCGCGAUGAACGAGUAGCUGUCAAGACCUUUUUCACCACCGAGGAAGCAUCCUGGUUUCGCGAAACAGAAAUCUAUCAAACUGUGCUGAUGCGUCAUGAGAAUAUUUUGGGUUUUAUUGCGGCUGAUAUAAAAGGAAAUGGCAGUUGGACACAAAUGCUUUUGAUCACCGAUUACCAUGAAAUGGGCAGUCUGCACGAUUAUCUCUCCACAUCGGUGAUCAAUCCACAAAAGCUACAGCUGCUCUCUUAUUCCCUGGCAUCCGGUUUGGCACAUCUGCAUGACGAAAUCUUUGGCACACCGGGCAAACCAGCCAUAGCCCAUCGGGAUAUCAAGAGCAAGAAUAUAUUGGUCAAGCGGAAUGGGCAAUGCGCUAUUGCUGACUUUGGAUUAGCGGUUAAGUACAUAUCGGAACUGGAUGAGAUCCAUAUUGCACAGAAUACACGCGUCGGCACACGUCGCUACAUGGCGCCAGAAGUGCUCGACCAGACGUUGAAUCCACAGCAAUUCGAAGAAUUCAAACGUGCCGACAUGUACUCUGUCGGCCUUGUCCUCUGGGAGAUUGCCAGACGUUGCUAUACGCCCAUAUCGGGCACAAAGACAACUGCUUGCGAGGACUAUGCGCUGCCAUAUCAUGAUGUGGUGCCGUCAGAUCCCACAUUUGAUGAUAUGCAUGCAGUUGUCUGCGCCAAGGGCUAUAGACCGCCCAUACCAAUGCGUUGGCAAGAGGAUGAUGUGCUAGCCAGCCUCUCGAAGAUCAUGCAGGAAUGUUGGCAUCCAAAUCCAACGGUGCGCUUAACAGCGCUGCGUGUUAAGAAAACGCUUGGACGCCUUGAAGCGGACUGCCUUAUCGAUGUGCCCAUGAAAAUUGUCUAGGGGAACUACUAGUAAAGAGCA
Molecule: messenger RNA, 1727 nt
Organism: Drosophila hydei
Lineage: Eukaryota; Metazoa; Arthropoda; Insecta; Diptera; Drosophilidae
Gene: tkv
Product: bone morphogenetic protein receptor type-1B
Exons: 1
Coding region: 72-1706 (544 amino acids)
Biological process (GO): cellular response to growth factor stimulus; dorsal/ventral pattern formation; protein phosphorylation
Cellular component (GO): signaling receptor complex; plasma membrane
Molecular function (GO): SMAD binding; ATP binding; transforming growth factor beta receptor activity, type I
Source: RefSeq, a predicted model, not a curated record